GCCGAGAACACUGGACCGACGGCGGCGACUUGCUCGAUUUUGUCAACACACAAAAAACCCGAGUUUACCUGUUGCUUCUUGGAAAUUCCUGUUGGCAUCCAUUUUGUGCUCGUAUUAUUAGGUGUCCAUCCAAUUGGCAUCUGCAACGCGCCGUACUCUCUAUCAGUUCAAGUUUUUUUUUAGCAAACCCAAGUCUCCGUUCCCUUCUCUCUCGUUCUGUCUGCCCGCCGAAUUGAUCACCAAUAUCUUACUCCACCCGCCCGCAUUGAGCUACAGACUGGAGACCCCAGGCUCUCGUCUGAUAGGCACGGCUAGGCCCCUCACUGCUCAGCUAGAUUCCGUUGAGAACGUGUGUCCUUACAUCACAUCAUUGGGGCUCACACCAAAAAGACAGCUUGACAUCUGAUUCUCUUUUCUUGUGAAAUUUCCUGUACGAUCCGUUCUCCGUCCAACAUUCUGUAAAAGAACGGUCCCUGUCGAGCUUCACGGUUUUCCUCCACGGUCCAGACACAAUGCGCUUCUCUACGUCCACCAUCGUCCUGGCAUUGCCUCUGUUGGCAGCUGCCGAAAGUCCCCUCGACCAGUACAAGGCCAAGUUUCAAAACUUCCUCGGAAGCUUCGCGGGUACUGCUGGUGGCGCUACCGUUCCCCAGGCCGACGAGGUUCCUCAGCAGAAACCCAUUGUUUCCGACACCGACUCUGCCACCAGCAGCUCAGUAGAGCCCAAGCACAUUGAGCGCCUCACGCUCGCGAACUGGAAGGAUACCUUGUACGCGCCCGUCCAGCCCGAGGCCACUACCCCCGAGGAGUGGUGGGUUCUGGUUACUGGCGGCAACAAGACGUGCUUUGGCCGCUGCGGACCCGUUGAAAAGGCCUUUGGCGAGACGGUGGAGAAGUUCUCGACUAUCCCCAACUCCCCCCAUGUAGCCGUUCUCGAUUGUGAAGAGGAGCCUGUCCUCUGCAAUGUCUGGUCCGCUGGCGCUUCGUCCCUCUGGGUCUUCGAUAUGCUCCCCCCGCCCGCCGCCAUCGAUGUUUACUGGAAGCGCCUAAACUUCACCACCGUCACGGCGGCCGAUCUGCUCGAGACAUUUGAUAAGGAAACCACGGAGGGCAAGGAGGCCGCCGGCUUUCAACUCGUCGAAGGCGCGCUCCACCCCUUCGAUGGUACCCUUGCCCGGUAUAACCUGGCCGUCCCCAUUGCUUACGCCCUCCACUACUUGAGCAUCGUCCCCUCGUGGGCCAUGAUGCUCUUUGUAUCCUUCUUUAGCAGGACGAUGAUGAACCGCAGCGUGGGUGGCGCGCAGAACCGCCGUGCGAACCCUGCUCGUGGCGCCGCUCCCGGUGAUGGCCGUUCUUAGUUGGGAGUGCCUGAACUGGGACUGCCUAAACUCGUCGCUGAAGUGAUGUGCUUUAUACGUAUCGUUGUCGCUCUUUUUACGGAUAUGAAGGAAAUGGCCGUCCAUGGCGUGGUUACACAGCCCAAGGACGUCGUUUCACAAUUCAUGCAAGUUGCAGAGUUCAUGAAACUUUGCUUGGAUUCUCUUUCGACGUGAGGGAGUCAGAGGAGAUACCGUCGAUUUAGUUAUCAUAGCGUCUAGUACGCGGAUGAUGAAGGAAUGGCUUUGAAUGACGGCUGGGUUGGGAGACGGCUGUUGAUUGUUGGGUAACGCGUUCGAAUGUCUCCAAACGAUAGGGGAAAAAAAAAGGGGAAGGCACAGGAACAAGCGGGAGGUUUGAAGAUCGGGGUCACCAUGAUGGCUCGGAUUAAGCAACACGAUAUCACCAAUAUGAUUAAUUUUUGGAUUUACAAGUGUCUCGCAAGCUCGCCAGCCCCUCGAGCACUUGAUCACGGAGUUGGCCAUUAGCAAAGCGGCCGUAGCGUAAGUCGCUCAUGCCACCCACUGUCUGUUGAAUGGACGACAGAAGUGCUGCCUCUUCUUCUCCAAGAAGCUGAAGCUCGCUUUCAAGCUCCGACACGGCGCCUUCAAGGUCGGGAAGAAUGGAACCAAUAUUAUGUUUGGGAGUUUGUGAAUCUGAAGUCGAGCCAAACAGCUACAAGACCAGACAGUUGCCACGAGGGCCAUUAGUCAGCUCUGUCACUAGUCACUGUAAAUAAGCAAUCCUGAGGCGAUUCUCAUAUCUUACAAGGCGUUCGAUUUCG
This is a messenger RNA of Neurospora crassa OR74A, 2161 nucleotides long. RefSeq lists its product as hypothetical. Lineage: Eukaryota; Fungi; Ascomycota; Sordariomycetes; Sordariales; Sordariaceae. The transcript is spliced from 3 exons. The record is from RefSeq and is a predicted model, not a curated record. Bases 513 to 1358 code for a protein of 281 amino acids.